AAUAAUAAUAAAAAAAAGGAAAUAAAAACCGACUGUUUUAUGCAAUCCCUUUAUAAAGAAGCAAUGCACCAGCCAAAACCAAAACAGAAAGUCCAACAAAAAAGGAUUCAAAGAAAAAGAGUAGAAGAAGAAGAAGAAGAGAAGAAGAAUGAAGCUUACACAUACCUUCUCGUUUCUUUUCUUUCUUCUUCUUCUUGCCCACACGAGCUCGAAACCCACUCUUGCUUCUAAAGAUUCGUCUUCAUAUGUGGUGUACUUUGGAGCUCACUCUCAUGUCGGAGAGAUAACUGAAGAUGCCAUGGAUCGCGUCAAAGAAACCCACUACGACUUUCUUGGUAUCUUCAUUGGAAGCCGUGAGAUUGCCACAGACGCCAUUUUCUACUCAUACACAAAGCACAUCAACGGAUUCGCUGCUCAUCUCGACCAUGACCUCGCAUAUGCAAUCUCCAAACAUCCGGAAGUUGUGUCUGUAUUCCCAAACAAAGCCUUGAAGCUUCACACGACUCGAUCAUGGGACUUCUUGGGUUUGGAACAUAACUCUUACGUUCCUUCCUCUUCCAUUUGGAGAAAGGCUAGAUUCGGAGAAGAUACCAUUAUCGCAAAUCUCGAUACGGGUGUGUGGCCAGAAUCAAAGAGCUUUAGAGAUGAAGGCUUGGGACCAAUUCCUUCAAGAUGGAAGGGAAUAUGUCAAAACCAAAAAGAUGCCACUUUCCAUUGCAAUAGGAAACUGAUCGGAGCAAGGUACUUUCACAAGGGCUACGCAGCCGCCGUAGGACCUCUAAACUCAAGCUUCGAGUCUCCCCGUGAUCUCGACGGUCAUGGCUCUCACACUCUCUCCACCGCCGCCGGAGAUUUCGUCCCUGGAGUCAGCAUCUUUGGCCAAGGCAACGGCACGGCCAAAGGUGGCUCUCCUCGGGCCAGAGUAGCCGCAUACAAAGUCUGUUGGCCGCCAGUCAAAGGCAAUGAGUGCUACGACGCUGACGUCAUGGCCGCUUUCGACGCUGCCAUACACGACGGAGCUGACGUCAUCUCUGUCUCUCUAGGCGGCGAGCCUACCUCGUUUUUUAACGAUAGUGUCGCUAUUGGUUCGUUUCACGCUGCUAAGAAGCGGAUCGUGGUUGUUUGCUCUGCCGGAAACUCUGGACCGGCGGAUAGUACGGUUUCCAACGUCGCACCGUGGCAGAUCACCGUUGGAGCUAGCACCAUGGACCGUGAGUUUGCUAGCAAUCUUGUUCUUGGUAAUGGAAAACAUUACAAGGGACAAAGCUUGUCAUCCACAGCAUUGCCACAUGCUGAGUUCUAUCCAAUUAUGGCAUCUGUAAAUGCAAAAGCUAAGAACGCCUCAGCUUUGGAUGCACAAUUGUGCAAACUUGGAUCGCUUGACCCUAUAAAGGCAAAGGGGAAGAUAUUAGUGUGUCUCAGAGGACAGAACCCGAGGGUGGAAAAGGGUCGGGUGGUGGCUUUAGCUGGUGGCGUAGGGAUGGUUCUUGAGAAUACUAAUGUCACCGGGAAUGAUCUAACCGCUGAUCCGCAUGUCCUCCCAGCCACACAGCUCACUUCUAAGGAUGGUUUUGCUGUGUCAAGAUAUAUCAGCCAAACCAAGAAGCCGAUUGCGCACAUUACUCCUUCUAGGACAGAUUUAGGAUUAAAACCAGCGCCUGUAAUGGCUUCAUUUUCUUCUAAGGGUCCAAGCACAGUGGCUCCUCAGAUUCUGAAGCCUGACAUAACUGCUCCUGGUGUGAGUGUGAUCGCUGCCUACACUGCCGCAGUAUCUCCAACAGACCAACAGUUUGAUCCUCGACGACUUCUGUUCAAUGCUAUUUCAGGAACCUCCAUGUCUUGUCCUCAUAUCUCUGGCAUUGCCGGCCUUCUCAAAACCCGUUAUCCUUCUUGGAGCCCCGCAGCUAUCCGCUCUGCCAUCAUGACUACCGCAACAACAAUGGAUGACAUUCCUGGACCUAUCCAAAAUGCAACCAGCAUGAAGGCAACGCCUUUCAGUUUCGGGGCAGGACACGUCCAACCAAAUUUAGCUGUAAAUCCCGGUCUCAUAUACGAUUUAGGCAUCAAGGAUUACCUCAACUUCUUAUGCUCACUUAGAUACAACGCAUCACAGAUCUCUGUCUUCUCGGGAAAUAACUUUACUUGUUCAAGCCACAAAACCAGUCUUGUUAACCUCAACUAUCCUUCCAUCACAGUUCCAAACUUGUCAUCAAACAAAGUCACCGUCUCAAGGACCGUUAAAAACGUUGGACGACCUUCGACUUAUACUGUCCGGGUGGCUAACCCACAAGGUGUUUAUGUCACGGUGAAGCCCACGAGCUUGAAUUUUACCAAAGUUGGAGAGCAAAAGACGUUUAAAGUGAUCCUUGUGAAAAGUAAGGGAAAUGUGGCUAAGGGCUAUGUGUUUGGAGAAUUGGUUUGGUCAGACAAGAAGCAUCGUGUGAGAAGUCCCAUUGUGGUGAAGCUCUAAAUUUGAUUUUUAGUGCCAAUGAUGAUAUUUGUUUUACGAAAUUUAGUUGCCUAUGUUUCAAUUUAAGGCUUACAAAGAAUGGUGUAAUGUUGUGCUGAUCAUAUAAAAUAAUAACUAGACUAUCACCCGUGGUACAACCAA
Molecule: messenger RNA, 2611 nt
Organism: Arabidopsis lyrata subsp. lyrata
Lineage: Eukaryota; Viridiplantae; Streptophyta; Magnoliopsida; Brassicales; Brassicaceae
Product: subtilisin-like protease SBT5.3
Exons: 10
Coding region: 149-2470 (773 amino acids)
Biological process (GO): proteolysis
Molecular function (GO): serine-type endopeptidase activity
Source: RefSeq, a predicted model, not a curated record